UUUCCCCCGCACGAGCGCACGGUCUUUCGCGAGAGGCGCCUCGCUUGGGAGGUGUUAGGGGCUCCGCGUUUCCGUCGCGGCCCUGCGGUCGGUGGUUUCCGCGUGGCCCGGAGCGAGGCCAGGCGGCCCCGCUCGAGGUCCGCGUCGCCAUGGCCGCGGUUCCCGAGUUGCUGCAGCAGCAGGAGGAGGAUCGCAGCAAGCUAAGAUCUGUAUCAGUGGACCUGAAUGUUGAUCCUUCGCUUCAGAUCGACAUACCUGAUGCACUCAGUGAGAGAGAUAAGGUCAAAUUUACAGUACACACCAAGACCACGCUGCCCACGUUUCAGAGUCCAGAGUUUUCUGUUACAAGGCAACAUGAAGACUUUGUGUGGCUACAUGACACUCUUAUUGAAACUACAGACUAUGCUGGGCUUAUUAUUCCACCUGCACCUACGAAGCCUGACUUUGAUGGACCUCGAGAAAAGAUGCAAAAACUGGGAGAGGGUGAAGGGUCAAUGACCAAAGAAGAAUUUGCCAAGAUGAAGCAAGAGCUGGAAGCUGAGUAUCUUGCGGUCUUUAAGAAGACUGUGUCCUCUCAUGAGGUCUUCCUUCAGCGGCUCUCCUCUCAUCCUGUUCUCAGUAAAGAUCGAAACUUUCAUGUUUUCCUGGAAUAUGACCAAGAUCUAAGUGUUAGGAGGAAAAAUACCAAAGAGAUGUUUGGUGGCUUUUUCAAAAGUGUGGUGAAAAGUGCUGAUGAAGUCCUUUUUUCAGGAGUUAAGGAGGUAGAUGAUUUCUUUGAACAAGAGAAGAAUUUCCUCAUUAACUAUUAUAAUAGGAUCAAGGAUUCAUGUGCAAAGGCUGACAGAAUGACCAGAUCUCAUAAAAAUGUUGCUGAUGACUAUAUCCACACUGCAGCUUGCCUGCAUAGUCUCGCUUCAGAGGAGCCCACGGUCAUCAAAAAAUACCUAUUGAAGGUUGCUGAGCUAUUUGAAAAACUUAGGAAAGUGGAGAGUCGGGUCUCCUCAGAUGAAGACUUGAAGCUGACAGAGCUCCUCCGGUACUACAUGCUCAACAUUGAGGCUGCUAAGGAUCUCUUAUACAGACGCACCAAAGCCCUCAUUGACUAUGAGAAUUCAAACAAAGCAUUGGAUAAGGCCCGGUUAAAAAGCAGAGACAUCAAGUUGGCUGAGGCACACCAGCAAGAAUGCUGCCAGAAAUUUGAACAGCUUUCUGAAUCUGCAAAAGAAGAGCUGAUCAAUUUCAAACGAAAGAGAGUGGCGGCAUUUAGAAAGAAUCUAAUUGAAAUGUCAGAACUGGAAAUAAAGCAUGCCAGGAACAAUGUCUCCCUCCUGCAGAGCUGCAUUGACUUGUUCAAGAACAACUGAACAAAGGGCUUGAAUGUAAAGAGAGCCAGCAUCACUUGCACUCGAAUCAUUACCACGGAAGAUUUAUUACCUUUGACUUCAGUUUAAAAAUACGUGAAUAAAUAAUUUUUGAUUUCUAAAAAUCUUAACAUUUAACCAUGUUGGUUUAAAAGUAUUUCUAUUGCAUGUACUUGGACAUAACUAAUGUUUUCCUUAUGCACUUAAUACCUCACAGUGGGUAGAAUCUAAAUACUGGGUUCUCCUCUAAUUUGUCUUUAGUAAUUAAGAAAGAUCAUGGAAAUCACGUGCCUUUUGGAGACAAGUCUGAGUAGUUUCUUGGCACAUGUAGGCUCACUGUUUCAUGUGCUUGUGUCCCUACAAACCAGUUGGUUUUUUAGGGCAGAUGCCGAUUACAACAUGAUUCAGCUGUUGUUAGAGGUAACAGACAUUCCAUCCCUUCAUUAGGUAAUUUUCCCCCUUCUUAUUCUCAUGGUUCUUUAGUCACCUUAAUUUUUUUAUACUAUAGCAAAUCCAAGAAAAAUCUCAUAUCUUUAUAUACACCCUUUGCAACUCCAUUUUUAUAGUUGGGAUAUAAAUAUUUAAGGGGAGAGAAGCAUUUUAAGGGUUUAAGAAAAGUAAUACAGCCUCUUUGAGAAGAUGGCCCGAUCUACAUUAAGAUGUGAACCCCCCCUUUAAUGGUGAUAAGGGGGAAUGUGUGUGUUUAGGCUUUUUAUUAUAAGGUAUACAAUAAAAUAAUAAUCCAUGCUGUACCAUACAUUGUUUUUGUGGAAAACAAGGCCAGGUGCACCUAAGCCCUGAGGAUGGUGAGGGCUUUGGUGUCUCUCAAUUGUCCUAGCCUCAGUUCUAAUCUUAGCAUUUUUGAAGACUACAGACCAGUUUUUAGGGUAUAUCUGUUCCGUCAUUGGUGUGACUAAUCCUUAAGGGUGGUGCCUGCCAGGUUUUCUGCCCUGUGAAGUUUUAUAACAUCUUAACCUUUGUAAUUAUUAGUAAGAUAAUUAGAGACUAUGUAAAAGUUUCCUCACUCUUGUUUUGACCAACAUAUGGAAGUUCCUGGGCUGGGGACUGAACCUGAGCUGGACUAGGUCUGUUGCUGGAUGUGAAAUUGUUGGCUGGAAUGCUGUGGUCCUGACCCUGCUUAGUGCCCAAGAAGGCACCCUCUCUGAGCCAGACAAAUGUGUAAAUUGCAGCAGUGCUUUCAACUAAGUUCCCCUCAAGUAAAUUUUACAGUGGUGAUCUCAA
Molecule: messenger RNA, 2603 nt
Organism: Phacochoerus africanus (Common warthog)
Lineage: Eukaryota; Metazoa; Chordata; Mammalia; Artiodactyla; Suidae
Gene: SNX5
Product: sorting nexin 5
Exons: 14
Coding region: 150-1364 (404 amino acids)
Biological process (GO): pinocytosis; intracellular protein transport
Cellular component (GO): endosome
Molecular function (GO): dynactin binding; phosphatidylinositol binding
Source: RefSeq, a predicted model, not a curated record